This is a messenger RNA of Pocillopora verrucosa, 1221 nucleotides long. The record is from RefSeq and is a predicted model, not a curated record. NCBI's taxonomy places the organism in Eukaryota, Metazoa, Cnidaria, Anthozoa, Scleractinia, Pocilloporidae.
AUGGACUUGAGUUUCCCUCACGGCUCCUCAGUCAACGAUGGCAUUUCUCAAGACACCUAUCUGGGCGAGCAUUUUAAGCUACGUUUGCCUGGCAUUGAUCGCCUCGUUGAAUUCAUUCUCGAGAAAGGUCGUAACUGUCUCAUUUUCAAGAAGGACUUGCGUCGGGCUUAUCGACAGUUUCCUGUAGACCCCAAGGACUAUAAUUUACUGGGCUUUUGUUAUAAGGGUAAAUUUUAUUUUGACACUCGUUGUCCUUUCGGUUUGCGUUCGUCAGCUAUGAUUUGCCAACGCACGACAAAGGCGGUCGUCCAUAUCUUCACUGAGCAGGGGUUUUUCGCAGACGUUUAUCUUGACGAUUUUUACGGCGCGGAAUAUCCAUCUCUUGCAGCCCAGGUCUUUUCCUGUCUCGGUCAGCUAUUCCAACAUCUCGGCUUAGAUUCUUCUCCUGAGAAGGACUCGCCUCCUUCAACGUCCAUGAUUUGUCUCGGUCUUCUAGUUGACACUGCAGCGUUCACCCUCGAGGUUCCUCCUUCACGUCUUGACGAUUUACAGGCCGAACUCAAACUUUGGCAAUCCUCUACCUGUUUUACUAAGAAACAACUUCAGUCCCUCCUAGGGAAGCUCUCUUUUGUUACCGCUUGCGUUAAGCCCGGUAGAAUCUUCAUGGCUCGACUCCUAAAUAGUCUUCGCGAGUGCACGCAGCCAGCCCGUCACCGAUACCCCAUUUCUGCUUCUAUGCUCUCAGAUAUUCAGUGGUGGCUCGAUUUUCUUCCCCGGUUUAAUCGUGUAUCGCUCAUCAAGCCUUCCUCCUGGGACUUUGGGAGCCUUAACUUCUCGACUGACGCCUGCCUUUCUGGAGGCGGCGCUUCUUGUCAAACGGAGUGCAUUAGCUUUGUUUUUCCUGAUUGUAUUUCACCUGACAAUCUUCAUAUCAACGCGCUGGAACUUUUCACGAUCAUUGUUUCACUCAAGCACUGGGCUCCUCAGUUACGCGGACGCAAAUUCAUCAUUGCCUGUGAUAACUCCGCUGCUGCUCUUUUCGAUUUUGAAAUUCGAGCAUUACACGUUCCUGGAAAACACAAUCAAUUCGCGGACUGUCUCAGCCGUUGGCAUUCAGAUGCUUCAGCUCGCGAUACUUAUUAUCGUCUGUGUAGUGACUUUGAUCAGAUUUUUCAUUAUCAAGAUAUUGACUCUGCUUGUUUUUCUUUCGACGUUGCGUGA